This is a messenger RNA of Sinocyclocheilus rhinocerous, 786 nucleotides long. RefSeq names its product probable ATP-dependent RNA helicase DDX59. The record is from RefSeq and is a predicted model, not a curated record. The transcript has 5 exons. NCBI's taxonomy places the organism in Eukaryota, Metazoa, Chordata, Actinopteri, Cypriniformes, Cyprinidae.
AUGUCCCGAGCAGAUACCAUGCUGAAGAUGGGAUUCCAGCAACAGGUCCCUGAAGAGCAUCAGACACUGUUGACUUCAGCCACCAUUCCCACAGGAACAGAACAGCUAGCGGCCCGUCUCACCCGUGACCCUGUGAGCAUUACCAUCGGGCAGAAGAACCAACCCUGCGCCAACGUCCGUCAGAUAGUCCUCUGGGUGGAGGAGCCGUCAAAGAAAAAGAAGCUCUUUGAGAUUUUAAAUGACAGAAAGCUUUACCAGCCACCAGUAGUUGUGUUCGUGGACUGCAAACUUGGGGCUGAUUUGCUGUGUGAAGCUGUGCAAAAGGUCAUGGGAUUGAACGCAGUCGCGAUCCACUCGGACAAGCUGCAGUGGGAACGCAACAAAAUUGUAAAGGGUCUUCUCGAGGGCCAGUUUGAAGUGGUGGUCAGCACUGGGAUUCUCGGUAGAGGACUGGACCUGGUCAAUGUGAAGCUGGUAGUGAACUUUGACAUGCCAGCUAACAUGGAUGAGUAUGUUCAUCAGAUUGGUUGAGCGGGUCGGCUGGGCCACAGAGGCACCGCCAUCACGUUCAUGGAUAACAACAACAAGUGGCUGUUUCUGGACAUUGUGAACCGAGUGAAACCCACGGGCUCCAUCCUGCCGCCACAGCUCCUCGACUCGCCACAUCUGCACGAACAGCAGAGGAGAGCCAGACAGAGGAGCAGCCGUGCAGAAGACAUCCUCGUAUCCAAGAGCAACCUCAUCGACAUCAUCAGGAAGCAUGACAGACCAUCUGCCAACAAAUAA